This is a messenger RNA of Somion occarium, 3998 nucleotides long. The record is from the annotation of a GenBank genome assembly. NCBI's taxonomy places the organism in Eukaryota, Fungi, Basidiomycota, Agaricomycetes, Polyporales, Cerrenaceae.
UCUAGCCGCCCAUAUACUGUACAUUUCUCAUUUUGACCACGACCUCGAGGUGCUUGUACUGGCUUCAACUCGGAACACGCAGAGGCACACUAUCUCUGCAUGCUUUAGACUAUCCGUUUAGAUACUAAUGACUUUACGAUGUCUGCAAAAUACCAUGCAAUUCCCCCGAUAGCUCCCAGCGUGGAUAUCUAUCCUGUCCCUAUAACGGCCCUCGCCUUCGAUCCGGUAUCUGACACUUUAUGGUCAGGGUCCAACACGGGUCGUAUAGUCGCGCAUCAUAGUAUCGAAGGAGUACGUGGUGUCGCUUUCCCAGUGGGUGGUGACCUCGCUGUCAAGGAUAUCAUCGCGACAGACUCAAACGUUCGAGCCUUUGGAGUGUCUGGUAAUGGUAUCGGGGCAUGGACUAGAGGAGGGGUGAAUAAGUGGUAUUAUAGGUCCAACAGCUCGAUCACCGCAUUCUCCAAUAACAGCGGUUCUCUAUUCUAUGCCGCCACCUCCGGGCAGGAAUUGCUUUCUAUCAAUGCACAUACUGGCGACGUUCUACGCAGUACUCCAGUGACAUCCAUAUACAAUCAAUUGGUUGAUACACACUUCGGGCUCGCGUGCGGAUCGUCUGAUGGAUACGUCCGCAUUCACGACUCUCGAAGGUCGCUUGACGUUGUCCACACUAUUCAAGCUCACCUGAACGGCGUCCAAGGUCUGGAGGCCGGAAGUAACUUCCUGUGUACGAUCGGGAUGGGCACGAGACAGGGACGCCCUUUUCCUGAUCCACUGGUAAAGGUGUAUGAUAUUCGUACCAUGCGGGCCCUACCACCCGUGCCAUUCUCUAAUGGACCUGCUUUUAUCAAUCGCAUACCCACAAGAUCAUCCACCAUCGUCGUUACCUCGAACGAGGGUUUGAUCAACGUUGUGGAUGUAACAAACCCGACGGAUAGCGAGUUUCAUCAACUGGCUUCCGCAUCCUACGUGACCACUGCUGCUGUUUCUCCAACCGGUUCAUACAUGGCUUUCGGUGAUGCCGACGGAAUUAUUCAUCUGUUGACAGCCGCCGAGGAGGGUUCUGAUCUGCCUUUGAACGGUUUUGACGGUCAGCCUGUUGAAUGGGCAGAUCCACCGGAGGAACUCCCGACGAUUGAGUGGAUAGAUACCACCCCCCUCAACGCCAUUGGGAUGCCUUACUAUACGACAACACUGCUCUCCUCCUGGACACCCAAGUUCCUCUCCAGAGACAUAUUUUGUCCGCCGCCCCCAAAGAUUCCUCAACAAAUUCUGACCACGAUGAAAAUUAACGACAACGUGGCGUAUGCGAGCCUUCCUAAGGAACUACGAGGAAGGCGAAAUGUGGUUCCGUCUGAGCCUAAGCAAAGGAGAAGUCGCUUCAGGCAUCAAUUGAUAAGACGUGGUUCCGAACCCGAAACGCCAACCUACGAGUACGAUCCUGAAGAUAUUCCACGUAUGUACCGCAAGGUCGAGAUAGAGUACUCCAAGUUCGGCGUUGAGGAUUUUGACUUCGGGUGGUACAACCACACAGAGUUAAGUGGUUUGGAGACCCAUAUCCUUAACUCAUACACCAACCCUCUCCUGCAACUCUUGCACUACACGUAUCCUAUUCGGAACUUGGCUAAAUCCCACAUCACGACUGAUUGUCGUCGGGAAAACUGCUUGUUCUGUGAAUUGGGCUUUGUCGUGCGUAUGCUCGAAGAUGCGAGGGGUACAAACUGUCAGUCAAGUAAUUUCUGCAAGACUCUCGGGUUCUUAGCCCAAGCUUCGAACUUGAUAGAGCUCAUCGACUACGGCCGCGAGUCUGCUGAUCUGAACCAUGCGCAUAUGAUACAGUCCUGUCAUCGUUUCUUGGUCGACCAUCUGAGUUUGGAAGGUAAUGCGUACCCUCAUAAUCCCCCGCUACUUCAGCAAUAUGGGGACUCGCAACAGCCAGCGCCUUCGCCGAUCGCUCAACUAGUCGGAAUCACUGCGAGGAAUACUGUGACAUGUACUAGUUGCCACACAACACGAGAAAAGGACCAAAUGAUGCAUGUCAUUGACCUAGUCUAUCCCCGAAAGGCUGCAACCAAUAAUCCAGAGGAUGGGACUGACUUCCCCUCUAUCGUUCGGAACUCUCUUCUGCGACAUACUUCCCAUAAGGCUUCCUGUCCGGCGUGCAAUAGGCAACAUGUCUCUUUCGAGUCUCAACGCUCCAUCCCAAACUAUGCUUUGCCACCCAUUCUGGCUCUCAAUGCCUCUGUAUAUAGUGAAGAGAAUCACAAUUUCUGGAGAGACGCACGUCGACAGACGUUCCUCAAACCUACCCUAGAAUUACGAGGACAGGUACAUGGGCAAGACGAAGCUUCAACUGUGUUGUACGAAUUGCGGGGCUUCGUCGUGCAGGUCGAUGCGAAGCAUAAACAGGGCCCUACGCAUCUAGUUGCGUUAAUUAAGGUUCCUGAGGCGGAAGCUACUCGACAAGGCCAGGAUGACAGCCCAUGGUAUAUCUUCAACGACUUCAGUGUCCAGAACAUCGCAGAAGACGAGGCACUGAGUUUCCCUGCCAGUUGGAAGGUACCCACGGUUUUGUACUUCGAGCGAGUAGACAGGCGGUCACAACUAGACUUCAGCAGUCUGCAGAAGGAGAUAGAUGCCUCCAUCCUCAGCCAGGACACAAACAUUUCGAUGAACCGAGAUCCCAACUUCAUUAAACACGAGUGCUUGAGCGAAGACGAACUACCUAAGCCUGGAACGUUAAUAGCUAUUGAUGCUGAGUUUGUCCUCAUGCAGCAGGAGGAGACAGAAUAUCGUUCUGACGGCACGAAGACAGUGAUUCGACCAGCUCGUCUUAGCUUGGCUCGGGUCUCAGUCCUCCGUGGAAAUGGUCCCAAGGAGGGUCUCCCUUUCAUUGAUGACCAUAUUCACACUAGUGAGAUGAUUGUGGAUUAUUUGACUGAGUUCUCCGGAAUCCAAUUCGGAGAUCUCGAUCCUCAAACAUCUCGGUAUACGUUGACUCCAUUGAAGGUCGUGUACAAGAAGCUGAGAUUGCUAGUGGAUCGUGGAUGUAUCUUUAUCGGUCAUGGUCUAUCAAAAGACUUCCGGAUAAUCAACAUCUUCGUACCUCCCGAGCAAGUCAUCGACACCGUGGAUCUUUACUACCUCCAUAAUCGCCAGCGGAGGUUGUCCUUGCGAUUCCUAGCAUGGUUCAUUCUUAAGGAAAACAUACAGACCGAUACCCAUGACUCGAUAGAGGAUGCUCUUACAGCUCUGAGAUUGUACAAGGCUCAUCUACAGUUCGAGUCUGAGGGUAUAUUCGAUAAAAAACUUGAAGAAUUGUACAAGGAAGGACGACAAUACAACUUCAAACCGCCUCAAAUGCAAGGAUCCCCACCCAUUCGGCCGACAAGCGGGCCAGGAAUUGCAACGUUCGGGAUGGCUCAGACAUUACCUUAUGCGCCAUCCCCUGACUUCACUGCUAUGCAAAUGUAUCCCCGAUUCUUCGCACCUGUACCACAACCUGGGCCAUUUCAACCGACCUGGCGAAAUAGAUAGUGUACGAAGCUAAUACAAUCUGUAUAGUAAUGUAUGUUCAUCGUCAUUGUAUUAUCAUCACAGCUAAUCUGGAGAAGGACAUGAGUACACUGGGCAGGAGCAGACCCGGGCCAUGUUGAAACGUAAGAAUAUGACAAAAGGAAUCUGAGCAUGACGAACACGUUGGAGAGGCAUAUGAUUUCCAGCGUCAAAGGGCCACAGCGUGGACUUGGAACAAUACGGAUUCUUUGGCCUCAAAGAGUGUUCUGCCGAUCUCUUUGACCUCAAUUGUCCAGUGGCCAUAAAAAGAUCCGGAGCUUUGUGGUAGCACAGGUUUGUCUCCUAUUCUCCACUCCCAUUGCUAUAGCGAAAAUCCUGGACUCCUGCAUAGUAAUCCCUGUGUCCCUCCGCCUUUCUCCACUCCAGCAUGAAUUCCGUCACUCCCCCUCUCCCCACCCGGAAGCUAACAAAGUUGGCCCCCAUAG